Molecule: messenger RNA, 1227 nt
Organism: Oryza brachyantha (malo sina)
Lineage: Eukaryota; Viridiplantae; Streptophyta; Magnoliopsida; Poales; Poaceae
Product: F-box protein SKIP1-like
Exons: 2
Coding region: 96-1028 (310 amino acids)
Molecular function (GO): protein binding
Source: RefSeq, a predicted model, not a curated record
AGUCCCGAAAUGCGAAGGGAAACGAUAACGAAUCCGACGAACGACUUCAUUGGGGGAAAGGUGCAGAAAACCCUAGCCUAGCCCUAGGGCUCGAUAUGGCCAUAGGCGAGACGCCGCCGGCGGCGGAGGAGGAAAGGGACUGGUCAGAUAUGACCCCGGCCUGCCUGGCGGAGGCGUUCUCUCGGCUGGGCCUGGAGGACCUGUGGCGCGGCGCCAUGGCGUGCUGCCGCUCGUGGCGGGACGCCGCGACCUCCCGCCCCGCGCUCUUCGCGGCGCUCGACCUCGAGCCGGCCUUCGCGUCCGUCGGCGCCGACGCAGCCGAGUGGUGGACGCCCGCCUUCCAGCGCCGCGUUGACGCCAUGCUCCGCUCCGCCUCCUCGCUCGCCGCGGGGGAGCUCCGGGAGGUCCGCGUCCGGCACUGCUCCGACGACGCACUCGCGUUCGCCGCCGAAAGGUCUCCAAAGCUCAGUAUUCUUUCCAUUAGGAGCAGCCCAAGUGUAAGUGAUCGAUCGAUGCUCAGUAUUGCAUCAUGCUGCCGUAUGCUUACUGAAUUGGACAUUAGCUACUGUCAUGAGGUUUCAUACAAGUCACUAGAGAUGAUUGGCCAGAACUGCCCAAACCUGAUUGUACUCAAACGGAACAUAUUCAAUUGGCUUGAUUCAUCGGAGCAUAUUGGCAUAGUUCCUGAUGAUUAUCUAAGAGAUUGCCCCCAAGAUGGUGACAGAGAAGCCAUUGCAAUUUCUAAGUUCAUGCAAAAUUUGAAGCAUCUUGUAAUUAGGUUCUCAAAGCUGUCUGUCGUUGGCCUCAAUGCAAUCUCAGGAGGAUGCAAGGAAUUGGAGGUUCUUGACUUAUAUGGCUGUGCCAAUUUGACUCUCAGGGGAAUACAACAGGCUACUUCUAACAUGAAAAAUCUGAAGGAACUAGAGAAGCCCAAUUUCUACAUACCCAGAUCCUCCUUCCACAUGGGGAGGUAUGGGCACUGGCAGUUAUACGAUGAAAGGUUCCAGACAAAUGUAUUCCAGAUAUAAAGACAGCCUCAAGUUCAAGGAUCACCUUAGGGGUUUGUUCUCGUUGACCUAUGGCUUAUAUUUAUUAGUAUGAAUGUUGUAUGUGUGUGUUUUCAAGAAUAAUGACAAUAAUACCAUGUAUAGUGCUGCUUUAUUCAUCUUUUCCAUGUAGUGCUUCAGCUAAUACGUGUAAAGUUAUCUACAAUGAUAUUUCAAAGUU